GGCUUCUUCAGCAGCGGAGCAGGCGGCCGAGCAAGAGCUAGGCAGCGACAGCAGGAGCGACUCUGGGUACCACUCCCAUACAAACAGAGACCCUCAGGGACCACAGUCUUGAUUUGGGGAACUCCUUCCUGUGGCCUCAUAGCUGCUCACUCCGUUGGUCUGUCCCUUCAGCCUGGAUUGGUGACACACAGCCACUGGAGAUACUUCCAGGUUUGCUGGCAUGGGAAACUUGCUCAAAGUCCUGACCCGGGAAAUUGAGAAUUAUCCACACUUUUUCCUGGAUUUCGAAAAUGCCCAGCCUACAGAAGGAGAGCGAGAGAUAUGGAACCAGAUCAGUGCUGUCCUCCAAGAUUCUGAGAGCAUCCUGUCAGACCUGCAGGCUUACAAAGGCGCAGGACCAGAGAUCCGAGAUGCAAUUCAAAAUCCCAAUGACAUUCAACUUCAGGAGAAGGCUUGGAAUGCAGUCUGUCCUCUGGUCGUGAGGCUGAAGAGAUUUUAUGAAUUUUCCAUCCGGCUUGAAAAAGCACUUCAGAGUUUGUUGGAAUCUCUGACCUGUCCGCCCUAUACACCAACCCAACAUCUGGAACGGGAGCAAGCCCUGGCAAAGGAAUUUGCAGAAAUCUUACAUUUUACCCUUCGAUUCGAUGAGCUGAAGAUGAGGAACCCAGCUAUUCAGAAUGACUUUAGUUACUACAGAAGAACAAUAAGUCGCAACCGAAUCAACAACAUGCAUCUAGACAUUGAGAAUGAAGUUAAUAAUGAGAUGGCCAACCGAAUGUCCCUCUUCUAUGCAGAAGCCACGCCGAUGCUGAAGACUCUUAGCAAUGCCACCAUGCACUUUGUCUCAGAAAAUAAAACCCUGCCAAUAGAGAACACCACAGACUGCCUCAGUACGAUGACAAGCGUCUGUAAAGUCAUGCUGGAGACACCGGAGUACAGGAGCAGGUUUACAAGUGAGGAGACACUGAUGUUCUGCAUGAGGGUGAUGGUAGGCGUCAUCAUCCUCUAUGACCAUGUUCACCCUGUGGGAGCUUUCUGCAAGACUUCCAAGAUCGAUAUGAAAGGCUGCAUAAAGGUGUUGAAGGAGCAGGCCCCAGACAGUGUGGAAGGGCUGCUGAAUGCUCUCAGGUUCACUACAAAGCACUUGAAUGAUGAAUCAACUUCCAAACAGAUUCGAGCAAUGCUUCAGUAGAGCCCUGCUCGGAGAAGAGGAUCUGUGUGCUGACCUCAGAAGAUGUAUAUGUUUACAUAAUUUAAUACAGAUUGAUGUUAAUACUUGUGUAUUUACAUAACCAUUUCCUUCUUGUCACUGAAAUAUAUGGACCUUAAUUUGUAUCUUAGCUGAUUGAACCCAGCAGAGCAUAAAUUGACUUGAGAGCCUUACCUUUGAUGUCUGACAUGAAACUCCUUUCUCCAAAAGGCCAAAUUUGGAAACAUGGCUGUUGGCUGCUGGAGUCCUGUAAUGAUGCCUGUAACAAUCAGAAAUUCUUAAUAGCUUGUGGUAUUGUUUUAAUUCUAGAUGUAUUAUCUCUCUGGGAGUAUAGUUGAUAGAAACAAAAAAUACUUGAUUUCCUGUGUCGGCUCAGAUACAAGAAACAGACACAUCUGUUACCCCGACAAAGAGGAGAGGGAGAGAGAGAGAGAGAGAGAGAGAGAGGAAUCCAAGAUAAGAAAACUGCAUGAGGAGAGUGGAGCACACGUGUUCUGAGUUCAGCACACCCCUCUCUGCCUUCCGCCUGCAAACCCCACGUGCAGCUUUUCUGUAUGCACGUGUUUUAUUAAUCUGAAUAUUCACCUUCUGUCUCCGAUUGUGUCGCUUUUGUUCCCUUUUAGUUUUUGAAAGAGGAAAAUGGCCUGUGUGUUAAUCAGCUAAUGAGGAGGCAAUGGAAUAGAUAGAGGGUUUCUUGCAGGAGGACUGAGGAAAGUAGCUAUCUUAAGAGUAUUUGAGAGAGAGUUGGCAUUAGGACAGUAAUAUCUGUAUCCCUGUGCCUGCAGGGACAGAUAAAUGGGUCUGGUUGUGAGAUCACAAAUAAGACCACUCACCUCCCCAGGAGUCUGCAGAGUUUUAGGUACUCCACCCCUCCUGAUAAGGAAGCCCCCCCUUCUCUAUCAAAAUGGACUGUUCUUAUCAGAACUGAGAGCAAAAGCACUUUGCUAAUUACUGGAAAACUGGAGGAAUUUUGAGAGAAGAAACCUAUGCUGAUUACCUGAUGUCAACCCCCACCAGUCUGAGUACUCUGGCAAAUUCACUUUUAGUCUCACAUUCCUCAAAUAUAAAAUAUAGAGUCUUGGGGCUGAAGAGAUGGCUUAGUUAUCAAGAGUACUUGUUGCUGUUGUGGAAGACCUGGGUUCGAUUCCUAGCACCUACAUGGUGGCUCACAAAACUCUCCGUUACUCCAGUUCCAGGGCACAUGAUACCCUCUUCUGAUCUCUGUGGACACCAGGCAUGCACAUAGUGGAAUUACAUACAGGCAGGAGAAACACUUAUACACAUAAAAUAAAAUAAAAUAAAAUAAAAUAAAAUAAAAUAAAAUAAAAUAAAAUAAAAUAAAAUAAAAUAAAUAUUUUUAAGAGUCCUGGCAGGCUAGUAGGAGCCACCCAACCAACCUUCCUUGCUGCAUAAAUUCCAGAGUAUUGUUGCACUCAUCAUGAUGAUUAUCAUUAUCACUAGUCCUGCAGUCAUUCUGCUUAUAGGUUAGAGCUGAGUUAGGUUGGAAUCUUGGUAUCUAUUCUGACCUGGAAAGAUACGGGCAUACAAGAUGACUCCUACAUAGGACUAGAUCCCGCGGCAUUACCCACCUAACUCUGUACUCUUUCCUCUUUGCCAUGUGACCUAUUACUAUGUAAGGCAGAGCGUAUGGACCCUUGUAGAGAAAUCCCGAGUCUAGCCUGUGUUAUUGCUUGCAUAUCUUUGAUAGAAGGAGAGAAUUUUCCAGACAACUGAUGAAUGAUAAUCCUGGAAGACAGCUCUAGAAUGAUCAGGAUGUGGCAUCAUUUGGUUUGCAACAUUCCAAGAAAAGUGCUGUGAAAUAUCAACAUUUCCAGACUGGGGUGGCCAUCCAACAUUCCUUUCAGUCCUCCAACAAAGAGGUUAGUGGUUUAUUUCAACAAAGAAACGCAGACAAAUGGGAGAGCCAGUUUCCCAGUUUAUAUGUCAGUGUAGUCAACAGAUCGGGGAAAGGCCUUGUCCCUUCGAGCUUUCCUAAAAGAGUAAGUACAGCCACUUGACUGAUACAGGCAUUCUCAACAGGACAGAAUUAUACCAGAUGGCUUCUGUGACCUUGUCAAGCCUAGGAAUUCCAAAAUUCAGAGAAAGCCAGAAAAUGUAAUCAUGCGGGGGUGAGACAUUCUCCAAUGUUGAGUGUUAGGGAUGGUCUUUUUGGCAACCAUAGGCAAUGAUUAGUUGGGCAACUCUCAAGCCUACAAGAGCAGAGAUGCACAAUAUUUAUAAGCAUUUGUCCAUUUGCCCUUUCCUCAGCAGAGGAGAUUAAGAUUUCAAAGAAGGGACUGUCCAGUUUCUAUUGGGCUCUUAGACACAGACCUGAGCCAUGAACCCAAGCCACGUAUCUACACCAUAGCUGCCUCUCAACUGGCUACAUAAGAAAACAUUAGGAAUUAUCUGUCAGAUUAUAUAUAAAUAGUUGAGGACGUUUGUAACUUUUAGUUAGACUUUCUAUUCAGUGGGACCAAAUGUGUGUAUGGGUGCUGUCAGUCUGCUUCAGUCUAGCCAGUCCAUUGUCUCCAAGAUGAGACUCCACAGGACUCGGAUUUUGAGAAGCCUCAGGUCAUCGGGGAGGGGGGGGGACAGGCUGAGUGUCUGUGAUCACUAACAGGGAAUGGGCCUUGAGUCCACUCCAGAACUGUUGUGGGAGACCAAUUGUCUUAACAGACUGUCCACUGGGCAUCAGGAAUCCUCAAACAAUUUGGUUUUUUUUCUUUCUCUUUUCUCUUUUUCUUUGUUUUUUGUUUGUUUGUUUGUUUUUUUGUUUUGUUUUGUUUUUGUGCUGCAUGCACAUGUAUCCAACACUCAUAGGUAAUUUGGAGGAAAAGUACUAGCGAAAGUGUCAUUGUUAACAAUACUUCAUAAUUGAUGUCUCAUAGUUUUCAAAAAAAAAGUGUUUUAUAUGACUCAGAUAUUUAAUUUGAAGCAAGAAAGAAGGAAAAAAAUGAUGUUUCCCAGAUAUAUUGCUACUUUGGCAUGGUAAUUCCUGUCAUGUUCACCUAGGCUUUCAUAGCAAAAGUUUGGUGGAAAUAGAUAUUUUUACUUGUGAUGACACAAUAGAGCCAGAAUGUUAGAUAACAACUAUGAAGAAGCUGUUGGGUGUCUUUUAAUAUUUAGUUAGUAUGUUCCUCAUCAACAUACACAUAUAUUCUUAGUUAUUACCAUUUUGCCAAACAUGAAUGGCAAGCCUAAGUUUUUGAAACAUCAUCACAAUUAAGUCCAAAUGUCAUACUUCUUCAAGAGCAAGAUAAAGCCUACACAAUCUAGAGAUCCAGUUGCAAUAGAGUUCAGGCUUCUUAUUCAGUCUUAUAGCCUAGGCAUCUCUCAAGUGGUCUAGAUAUUAAUAACUAACACGGGGACUUUAUCUUUGCCAGCCCCAACCUUCAGAACUCCAUUGUCAUAGUACACCUGUAAAGAUGGUUGCACAUUAGAAGGGGCUUUGAAGCAGUUGUAUGUUGUUUGCUGAAGUCAUUGUAUUUUUUUUUUUUUUGCCUGCAUUGCCUCUUUUUGUACAGAACUUUUGAGUGUGAAAUGAAAAUUAAAGUUUGGUACAUACAUAAUUUAAAAUCAUGCUUUUGUAUGAUGCAAGGGUGAAAUGGGUGGUACAGCAUGGAAGUCUGCUCAUCCUGCUGGGAGGAAAUUACGUCAUGCCAGCUGCUCUUCUUUCCUCCCUUCAUGGUUUCUUUCAACAUGGCAAGUAAUUCCCCAAGGGGCCUGCUUUUGGAUUCACUGGUCUCAUAUCCAUUUCAACAAGAACCUUCAUUAUUUUUUUAAGAAAAGAAGAGGAAGAGAAUCAAGACUGGUACUUAGAGAUAUAGCAAAGCUGCUUGCCCAAGGAUGCUAAGAAACUCCAGCAAAUGCUCUUUCACUCCUUUGAAUGCAGUAGCAUUUCAGAAUUUGGCCAAAAUGGGUGGGAGAAAAAAAACUCCUCUGUAUAAAUUCAUUUUUUUCCACACAACAGAAGCAAUAAAAUGGUUCUUUUAAC
Molecule: messenger RNA, 5207 nt
Organism: Psammomys obesus (fat sand rat)
Lineage: Eukaryota; Metazoa; Chordata; Mammalia; Rodentia; Muridae
Gene: Cyria
Product: CYFIP related Rac1 interactor A
Exons: 12
Coding region: 221-1192 (323 amino acids)
Biological process (GO): regulation of actin filament polymerization
Molecular function (GO): small GTPase binding
Source: RefSeq, a predicted model, not a curated record